UCAUUCAUUCACGCCAUUCGCCACAACCAUCGGUAUCCUAUAUCAUGACGCGUGGCUCAAAUUCAGCAACUGUUUGUGCUGCCGGGAAGUGGUGCUGCUGAGAGUGCCUUGCUUGCCUGCACUCGUACAAUUUUUAUGACUUUCACCUGAGCUGCAAGCGCCUAAGAUCAUGUUGGUGGCUCGAUCUUCCUUCUUUUCGCAGUCCCUCUGCCUGCGCAAAGAUGUGCACGGCUUCGAUUCACCUCCUCCCAUUCUCUGCACUUCCGCCAGGCCCAAUUCAAAGCCGUGUACAGUCUUAGCGUGGGCAAAGAAUGAACGCCUCCAUUGUGUCCGACACAUUGUCUUGCAGGCCGCCACUAGUGAAACAGGCACCCUCGGGUCGGAGGCAGAGUCAGAAGCAGCGGUGGAAGCAGAGGCAAAGGCAGAGGCAGUGGUGGAAGGAGAGGCAGAGGAAUAUGAGGUGGAAAUCGAUAAACCUUAUGGACUUAGGUUUUUCAAGGGCUCUGAUGGCGGUACCUACAUAGAUGCUAUUGCUCCAGGCUGCAGUGCUGAUAAAACUAACAUGUUCACUGUUGGAGAUAAAGUCAUAUCUACCAGUACUGUAUUUGGGACAGAGAUCUGGCCUGCAGCUGAGUAUGGCCGCACAAUGUACACUAUACGCCAACGAGUUGGGCCAUUAUAUAUGAAAAUGCAGAAACGCUACGGAAAACUUGUAGAUAGUGCUGUGAAUGAAAAAGAUAUAAUAAGAGCAGAGAGGAACUCAGGUGUUAUCAGUGAUAAAGUGAGGGAAAUUCAAAUGCAAAACUAUAUGCGGAAAAUGGAGCUCAAGAACAAAAGAGAGUCCGAACUUACAGAAGGACUAAAGUAUUAUAGGGAAGGAAAAUAUGAAUCAGCGCUAGAGAAGUUUGAGUCUGUUUUAGGAUCAAAGCCUGAACCAAAGGAACUAGCUGUGACUAGUUACAAUGUUGCAUGCUGUUAUUCCAAAUUAAAUCAGUUAGAAGCAGGUCUUUCAGCCCUUGAAGAUGCAAUGGAGGCAGGAUAUGAAGACUAUAAAAUACACUUGAACCUAGGAAGUGACAAAUUGAAGAUAGGAAGCAAGUUGAUGGCAGAGCUGAAGAUUUGAACAUCAAUGCAUCAUUGAACAGGCAUUGAAGGAUAUAAUGUUUUAUUAUUUAUUUUUUUCUUUCUACCUUUAGUUGCAUAGCUUAUCCCCUAUGUUUUAUCAAUGUGGUUCACUCAUUCCCACGGCUUGCGUGGGACUUUUAAACACUCUUUUAUGAUAAUGAAUGCUUUAAAGCAAGAAACGACGGCAAUGUUAAACUAUCUUGUAUGUUUCUUCAUUUCAAAAUGAAUAGAAUACAACAGUACUAUGCAACUUUGAUGAAUA
Cryptomeria japonica (Japanese cedar) is the source of this 1387-nucleotide messenger RNA. RefSeq names its product protein MET1, chloroplastic. The transcript is spliced from 7 exons. The record is from RefSeq and is a predicted model, not a curated record. Bases 170 to 1123 code for a protein of 317 amino acids. NCBI's taxonomy places the organism in Eukaryota, Viridiplantae, Streptophyta, Pinopsida, Cupressales, Cupressaceae. Gene Ontology annotation, molecular function: protein binding.